CCGCCCCUUGACGGUAGCGGGCGUGGCCGGCGCAGACACACGCAGUCCCGCCCGGAGCCCCGCCUCUGUCCGCCCGCCGGAAGUGACGCGCAGCGGGCGCCAUGGCCGAGUUAGCGGACGGGCAGCUGCCGCAGGAGUGCCCAGGGAGCAGCAGCGCGCAAGCGGGCAGGGCCGCCGCCUGCCAAGGAUGCCCCAACCAGGGGAUCUGCGCGGCCGGCGCCGCCGCUCCGGACCCGGCGGAGGCGGCGGCGCUGCGGGCGCGGCUGCGGGCGGUGCGGCACGCGGUGCUGGUGCUGUCGGGCAAGGGCGGCGUGGGGAAGAGCACGUUCAGCGCGCUGCUGGCGCUCGGGCUGGCGGCGGACCAGGCCAAGCAGGUCGCGCUGCUGGACAUCGAUAUCUGUGGGCCGUCGAUCCCCAGAAUGAUGGGCCUGGACGGAGAGCAGGUUCAUCAAAGUGGAUCUGGCUGGUCUCCAGUGUAUGUUGAAGAAAACUUGGGUGUUAUGUCAGUGGGCUUCUUGCUUAGUAGUCCCGAUGAUGCUGUCAUCUGGAGAGGACCCAAAAAAAAUGGACUGAUCAAACAAUUUCUUCGUGAUGUGGACUGGGGUGAAGUCGACUACCUGAUAAUAGACACGCCGCCAGGGACGUCGGACGAACACUUGUCUAUUGUGCAGUAUCUCAGUGCAGCGCAUGUAGCCGGCGCUGUUAUAGUCACUACCCCUCAGGAAGUGUCACUUCAGGAUGUCCGGAAGGAGAUCAACUUCUGCCAUAAAGUGAAACUGCCAAUCAUAGGUGUUGUGGAAAAUAUGAGUGGCUUUAUAUGUCCAAAGUGUAAGAAUGAAUCUCAGAUCUUUCCCCCAACUACGGGAGGUGCAGAGAAGAUGUGCCAGAACUUAAAUGUUUCCCUCCUGGGUAAAGUGCCUCUAGAUCCUCAAAUAGGGAAAAGUUGUGACAAAGGCCAGUCUUUCUUGUCUGAAGCACCUGACUCUCCAGCUACAUCCUCUUACAGGAAUAUCAUUCAAAGAAUUCAGGAAUACUGUGAUCAACGCAAUUUUCAAGAAGAGAAGAUAAUAUAUGAACGGAAUAAAAAUGUAGUUCAUGUUUAAUUACAGAAAAGUAACUUAUGUCUUGAUUUUAAUGGAAGGAAUGUAUUUUUUUUGUAUAUUGCAAAUAAAUCCUUAAUAUAAAUGUU
Molecule: messenger RNA, 1189 nt
Organism: Falco peregrinus (peregrine falcon)
Lineage: Eukaryota; Metazoa; Chordata; Aves; Falconiformes; Falconidae
Gene: NUBP1
Product: NUBP iron-sulfur cluster assembly factor 1, cytosolic
Exons: 11
Coding region: 102-1103 (333 amino acids)
Biological process (GO): iron-sulfur cluster assembly
Cellular component (GO): cytosol
Molecular function (GO): ATP binding; ATP-dependent FeS chaperone activity; 4 iron, 4 sulfur cluster binding
Source: RefSeq, a predicted model, not a curated record